AUGAGCAGCUCGCACGGGCCCAGUACUGCAGGCCGUGCCCCGACGACAGCCAGGUCUGCCACACGAGCCGCAGCGUUCCGUCAGCAACUGGCCGCUCCAAAGUCCCCACUGCAGUGCGGGCUCACCCUCUGCCCGCGCUGCUCCGCCAAGCCCAACUGCCGCCAUACUGCCAGCGUGUGUCUUUAUUUACGUGUGACAGCGUCCCAGGUCGGCGCGUCUCCAGCCCAGAGGUCGCUGCGGGACUUUCUGCUGCAGCUGGGCCACGCGCUACCGCUGGCAGACUCCCCGUGCAGCCAAGCUGGGGAGAUUGUCUGUGCUACGGGCUGCUAUGGGGUGAUCCUCUGCGUGUCAAACGGCCAGGGAGGCUUCCAGGAGGUGGUGCUGGAGACGUGCACUCCGGCCACUACCAGGUGCAGUGCCGAGCAGGGGACCUGCGUGACUGGCCCCACGGCCUGUGGCGCUGACACGACCGGCAGCAUUCCCUGCCACAGCCUCGGGUACUUCCCAGACCCGUACAACUGCAGCGUCUUCCACUUCUGCUCCGAACUGUACAUCAACUCCCAGCGAAUGGUGUGCGCUGCCGGACACGCCUACAAUCCUCUCACGAGUGACUGCAGCUUUCUGACGUCGGAUCCAGUCUGCACGAGCGGUCCCCCCGUCCCUGCCUGUGCCAGUGUGGGUCAGAGUGGAGCACUGGCCACCAAUCCAAGCAUCUACUACGUCUGCACAGUCGACGCUAAUAACGUACUGAUCCCAUCGCUCUACAAGUGCGACAACGGAGAAAUAUAUGACGCCCCAACAUACACCACCACCACAUCCAGCUCUGCCCCCAUCCCAGGCACCCCCUGCUCGCCACCACUGAUCAGGGUCGCCGACCCGGAUGAUUGCACACGCUACUACGAGUGCAGCGAGAACUGGACGUGGGUGCAUGCUGCCUGCACCUACGGCACCUACUACAACCCCGUGCACAACCGCUGUGAGUUUGGCUUCUGCUAA
Molecule: messenger RNA, 996 nt
Organism: Schistocerca piceifrons (Central American locust)
Lineage: Eukaryota; Metazoa; Arthropoda; Insecta; Orthoptera; Acrididae
Exons: 5
Coding region: 1-996 (331 amino acids)
Cellular component (GO): extracellular region
Molecular function (GO): chitin binding
Source: RefSeq, a predicted model, not a curated record